Mesorhabditis belari is the source of this 456-nucleotide messenger RNA. NCBI's taxonomy places the organism in Eukaryota, Metazoa, Nematoda, Chromadorea, Rhabditida, Rhabditidae. The record is from the annotation of a GenBank genome assembly.
AUGAAUAGAAGACUUUUGGCCACGUUUCUACUUCUACUUUCGAUGAUCUCGAAUAGCCGGUGUGAAAAAUCUUGUCAAACUUGUGCUCCGUUGACCCCAGAGGAAUGUCCAUUGAUCAAUGAGUGCAAUAUUUGCACUGAAACCACCUUCACACGGAGACAAAAUCGAAACGGUUGUCAAGAAGUCACAAUCUCGUGUGCAUCAGGUUCUCGUGUCAUUCUUGAGCUCUCGAAUGGGCAUUCAGUCUCGAGGAAGGCGGCAACACUUGGUUCAUUCUCGUGUCAAAGCAACGGUCGAUGGCAGUUGAACGGGCUAAAUUACACGGAAAAAAACGUGAAAUCAGCAUCUUGUUAUACAGCGUCACCCGAUCGUCAAAACUCUCCAAUCAAUCUCGUCACCCAGCGAGCUAUUCGGGAUCUCGAUUUAAUCGAUUUCAACGAUCAACUACGCGCCCAA